ACAUCCAUUAAACCUCUCCUGUGUAAAAUCAGCUGUUUUGUUUACAUUCUCUCUGCAGGUUAACACUGCAUUCUAUUUUUAGCUCAUGGUUUAUAACAGACAGUUUUACAUCACUGAUUAGUCACACCCACAAAUACUCGCUGCCGCGGCAGCGAAUGUUGCCCCUAUAUCAUAAACUAAAAGAUAACGAAAGUUGAAAUGACCUUGAUACGCUCAUAUAUAAAAUAAUGAGACGUUAUCGUGCACUGGGUUGUUAGUUUAUAAAGUUAAAUCUACACACUAUAUUUAGCUCGAUCUACAAUAUUCUAAAAUGGAUGCCGUAGUGAAAUGGAUAAGGAUUUUCCUCCUAACAUUUAUUUGGCUUCCGAUGGAAGUUGUUAAACUUCUUUUGGCAAGAUAUGUGUCAAAAAGUAUGGACAGAGCGAUCACUGAAGACACCGGUGUUAUAAUGAAGGCUAUUGGAUGGGAUGAAAAGGAUUAUGCAGGAUCUACUUAUUGUCUCGGAUAUGUGAAAAUGUGGUACCGCUCUAGAUUUCUUGACAUUAUGAAAGAAGCACAGCGCGGUAAACUGGCACCAAACUCUGACGUCAUCAUGCUUGGUGACCGGAAACUCUGCAAGAUUCUUGACUUUCAAACAAAAGGGAGGCCACUCAUAUUGAAUUUCGGAAGCUGCACCUGACCACCGUUUGUCGCCAAACUUUCCAAGUUUCAAAAACUUGUUGAUGAGUUCAGCGACAAAGCAGACUUUCUUGUUCUUUACAUAGAAGAAGCGCAUGCAUCAGACGGUUGGAAAUUUAGAAAUAAUUACGAUAUAAAUACACACAGGGACUUGAACGAGCGAUUAGCUGCAGCGAGAAAACUUGAAUUACUUGAUCCACAUUGUCCAAUUGUUGUAGAUACAAUGAACGAUAGUGCAAAUAAAGCUUACGGUGCCUUAUAUGAACGUUUGUAUAUAGUAAUAGAUGGAGUUAUUGUGUACGAGGGCGGAAGGGGACCCAUGUGGUACAAAAUUGAAGAAGUAGAGGGAUGGCUGAAGAUGUAUUUUAAAAGCUAGAUAUUAAACUAGAAAUGUGAUUCUAAUCCAACGAUAAUUGCCAUUAUCACCCGUUCUUGUAAUGGAAAAUGUUUAUAUUUUUUAUAUCCCGUUUUUGUAAUUGAAUAUGUUUAUAUUCCAUUACAAAAACGUAUUCAAGUUAAAGAACUUGGUAAAAUUCCUGAAAAUAUGAAAAAGAGCGUAUUCAAGUUUACGAACUAUGUAAAAUUCAUGAAAGUAUGUAUUAUCAAUAUUUCAAUGGCAGAUGACAGUGGGAAUAUAUAUGUUGUACAAUCUAUAAUGACUAAAUCUGCUGAAAUUGCUUUUUCAAGGCAGAUUUAUGAAGCGAUUUGUACAACUAGUGUGUAACAGUGUCAUUCUCAUUUCUGUAUUGGUUAUACCUAUAGAUUAUCAAGUUGUAUUGUUAUAUGAAUUAUUUCAUCAUGAUUAAAUAUUCAUCCUUA
Ruditapes philippinarum (Manila clam) is the source of this 1497-nucleotide messenger RNA. Its product is annotated as thyroxine 5-deiodinase-like. The record is from RefSeq and is a predicted model, not a curated record. Lineage: Eukaryota; Metazoa; Mollusca; Bivalvia; Venerida; Veneridae. The transcript has a single exon. Gene Ontology annotation, molecular function: thyroxine 5'-deiodinase activity.